Athalia rosae (coleseed sawfly) is the source of this 1844-nucleotide messenger RNA. RefSeq lists its product as uncharacterized. Gene Ontology annotation, biological process: negative regulation of phosphatase activity. The coding region runs from base 212 to 1624 and encodes 470 amino acids. Gene Ontology annotation, molecular function: phosphatase binding. The record is from RefSeq and is a predicted model, not a curated record. The transcript has 7 exons. Lineage: Eukaryota; Metazoa; Arthropoda; Insecta; Hymenoptera; Athaliidae.
UACAUGAUAACAUUACCUCAAUUAUCCCUUCCCAGAAGAAUUCAGGGCAGAAACCUAGCUGCAACUAUAAGUAGUAACGAUCAAUAUUUGAUCAAUACAUGAACUCUUCUUUCAUCUAUGUUCACGUGUUUGUACAGUCUGUUGUCUUUAGCCUAUUUUGAGCUGUAUCAUUUCGUUUAUCAAUAGACAAAAAUAAUUACAUUUUUAGACUAUGUAUAAUGUACACAGAAGAAUAACUAUGCACGGGAGCAUCACACUAGGUGAAAAACGUUUCGUAUGGGAUGAAGUUAACAACUGUUUGAACUUGUUGGGAGCUCCAAAGCGGGAAAGUGAACAGUUAGGAAAGGGUCACCGAAAGCGCAUUCAAAAUUUUCACAAGUCCGAAGUCUACUGUCCCCACUCGUAUCUAGAGUUGACAUUUGCCGAGACAUUGGAUUUGAGAGAUAAGAUCAAAUUUCGGAGGAACUUCUUGCGAAAAGUAACACCAACAGAACCUAAUAUAAUUAUCCUUCAGGACAUUAAGGAUUUGGUAAUGUUCCUUGUGGUCAAUCCGAUCAGUGUGGAGUUCAUCAACUUCUUUCAUGAGGCAAUGGUUGAUCGGUUUCUAAGGUCCCUUAUAAUAUACUUCCAAUACUACAUAGAAAUAUGGGAAGAUUUAUGCCAGAAAAGAGCAGCGACGGCAAAGAAAGCCCCGAAUCCUGGAGCAUCCGGUAGCCGAAGUAGGCAGGCCGAUGAGAUGCAUACGUUGAGAACCUUAGUUGGCAAAGAAUAUUGCGAUAUAUUAAUCGGGGCUAAGAAUACCCUUCCCUAUCAUCACAUGGUCGCUAACAAAAAAUCUUCAAGCGACGAGCCCUCUGGACAAUCUCAAGGAGAGAAAGAUCUGAGAAUUUAUGAAACUCUGAUCAGAAUGGCGCAUAAAGUUGUUUGGAUUGCGUUACAACGGAAGUAUUCUGGUCUAAUUGAAAUAGAGAUGCACCGUUUGUUCAGAACAGAUUCAUUUAAUACAGCAAAACGUACGUGUGGUAGCCUGAUGAUGGAAGAUAUGCCGGAAGAUGAAGUUCGAGUUUUACAAGGCGAGCCUAUACCUGCGAAAAGAAAACUCCUUAGGAACUCUCCGUUGCCGUAUCAAAUCAUAAACAGGAAUUGUGACUAUCGAGCCUUGUCGAUAGGAAUUCCAAAUUUUGAAACUAAUGACCCAAGAAUUAAAUACUUGGAAAAAGCUUUGCUGGCUGACGAAGAAAAAUUACAAGAAGUAGGAAUAAAAAUCGGUAUAUUAGGUCAACCACGUACCGAUUAUGACUUGAUGCUCAUGCGGAGAAGUUCCGAAGAAGAUAACUCCGAUGAGCAGACAGGUGUUGACAUAGAAAAAGAAAGGUGGGAGAAAAGAGACUCUGAAGGGAUUCAAAGAAAAAUUCAAUUGCACGAGGAAACAGAAAUAAAAGCAAUGCCUGAGUGCGGAGAUGAUCCGGAGUUGAUCGCGGAGUAUCCACUGGAACCUGGCCUUGUGGAGUGUGGCGGUAGUCAGGCAGCAAGAGAAGAGGCGUGUAAAAAGUGGGUCGCAAGAGCCCUCAAACAUUCCAGUAACAACCACACCGAUACAGUUUCAAUAGAGUCCGGUGACUAGGCAAUGUGAACAGGAGUUAAAAGAGAAUCUGUGUUCCAACCGCUCAUAUCUGAGUCUCGGCUCUUUGUUAAAAGCUGAGAGGGAAUUGUGGCAGCACUGAUCAAUAGACAGUUCGACGAGAAAGAUUUAAUGCACAUUUGCUAACAUGGCGUACUUGUGGCACUGAGCCCUGUGUAAAGGUUUCAAGGAAUGACUCAUACCAAAAUAUAUAUAUGAAAAU